Messenger RNA from Solea solea (common sole), 1134 nucleotides. Its product is annotated as tetraspanin-9. NCBI's taxonomy places the organism in Eukaryota, Metazoa, Chordata, Actinopteri, Pleuronectiformes, Soleidae. The transcript has 9 exons. Gene Ontology annotation, cellular component: membrane. The record is from RefSeq and is a predicted model, not a curated record. The coding region runs from base 217 to 936 and encodes 239 amino acids.
CAUCGACCAAAGUUCAAAGCUGCUUCCACCGUUUACUUCCAGCGGUUUUUAUGGUUUUAUACGAAGUGAUGCUGUGAGGGAGUAGCAGCGGAACCUUCCUGUGGCUCAGUGUCCAGACGUUACCGGGAACAUGAGCUACAGUUCGCUGUGAACGGUUUCACAUCUAGAGUUUUUUCUCAGUUCUCCUGUUUGUGAAGUGUGCCUGUAAAUUCAACCAUGGCUCGCGGCUGCAUCUGCUGCGUGAAGUACAUGCUCUUUCUCUUCAACCUGCUCUUCUGGCUGGGUGGCUGUGGACUGCUGGGUGUCGGCGUGUGGCUGUCGGUUUCUCAGGGAAGCUUCGCCACGCUGUCGCCCUCCUUCCCCUCGCUCUCUGCUGCCAACCUCAUCAUCACCCUGGGCACCAUCGUCAUGGUGACGGGCUUCCUGGGUUGCCUGGGUGCCAUCAAGGAGAACAAGUGCCUGCUGCUCAGUUUCUUCAUCGUUCUGUUGAUCAUCCUCCUGGCCGAACUCAUCCUCCUCAUCCUGUUUUUCGUCUACACCGACAAGGUGAGCGAAAAUGCCAGACGUGACCUGAAAGAAGGUCUGGUGCUCUACAACACGGAUAACAACGCCGGCCUGAAGGCGGCGUGGAACACGAUACAGUCGGAGUGGAGAUGUUGUGGCGUGUCGGGUCACAACGAUUGGUACGUGGCUCUGCAUGAAAACGUGGUUCCCGACCGAUGCUGCCAGCACAUUUUCCCCGGCUGCGGCCGCAACGCCUCAAACACCUUCUGGACGCGGGGUUGCUAUGAGAAAGUAGAGGAGUGGCUGGACGACAACAAACACCUGCUGGGAACCAUCGCCAUGUGUGUGUUGGUUAUACAGCUCCUGGGCAUGGCGUUCUCCAUGACGCUUUACCAGCAGAUCCACAGAGGGGGGAAGAAGUACGAAGCCUGACGUGGUUACGCUUAAAAUUAAUGAAUAUAAAUAUAAUCCGCUCCAUUUUGUUACCUUCAGCUUUUUGUUGUAUAGUCAGAAUACGCCAGAUUAUUAUUAUUACGGACCUUUUUUUAUCUCUCUUUAUUUUCAUCAGGUUUUUUUUGUGCAUAUCUUUUAGAACGUUUAUAUUUUUUAAUCGUUAAAAAAAUCACCUUA